Messenger RNA from Lachancea mirantina, 1734 nucleotides. The record is from the annotation of a GenBank genome assembly. NCBI's taxonomy places the organism in Eukaryota, Fungi, Ascomycota, Saccharomycetes, Saccharomycetales, Saccharomycetaceae.
AUGGGACCAGUCAAUCCAAAUGAAAAUGAUGGUAUCCCGUUAAGAGCAGGUGAAAAUGGUGGUUUAGGACCAGAAAGUUCAAAUUUACGUGGUAAUGUAACUGGCGGUGAAGACGCCAUUAACACGAUAAGGGUAUCGUAUGAGAAAUCAGGGAAACCUGUGUUUAACCGAGAUGUUUUGAUCUCGGAUGCAAUGGCUAAAAACUCGAGACAACUGUUGUAUGCGCAUAUUUACAACUAUUUGCUGCACCAUAAAUAUUAUGAAGCAGCAAGAAGAUUACUGGACGAAGCAGACGUUCCGCUGUCCAAGACCGUACCACAAGCAGUUUACGGACAAGAUGAGCUUUUGUAUGCCAAGAUGUUAAUGAAUUCUCCAAGCACAUUUCUGUUCGAAUGGUGGGAAUCGCUUUGGACUUUACAUGAAUUCAUCGAAGCUCAACCAAUAGAACAAGUAUCAGGACCUCGAGCCUUGAACGAGCUCAUUACGCCGAUUUUUCCUCAACGGCCUGCCGGGGCCGCUAACGCUGCAUCGAUGCCGCAAAGGCCGCCCCAGCAGCAGCAGCCACAACAACCCCAGCAACACCCACAACAGCAGCAACAGCAUCAGCAUCAGGCACAACAGCCCCCGCAACAACCGAUGAUGCAAAGUGGGGCGUCUCGACCUAUGGACAUGAUGGGAUCUACAGCCGCACCAACAAGCAUGGGACCUCCUAGAGGUAAUCCUGAAGCCAGAGUGCUUAGAGGUAACGUGAUCGGUAGCUCCCCCGUGACCAGACAAGGUACUUAUGCACCUACGGCUCAGGUUCCGCCUGGUGCUGCUCAGAGCCCCUUCGACAUGAUGAAUUCCGCAGACUCUUCCGCGACGCUAACAAGCACACUAUACACAAGCGCAUCACCUGCAUCUGUACCACAGGCCACUCCGACAACGAAUCCUGCUACGGCGAAACAAUCAAUUUUGAAAGAUGCACAUCAAGUGCCGUCUGCCACGCACUCCGUAGCAAACAGUUCUAUGAUGCCUGAAAACAUGUCCAUGUACUACAAACAGCAACGACAACGAGAUUUGAUGGGACGAGUACCGCCCACCGAUCCUGCGCGUGGUCAAGCACCCGCUAAUAACUGGAAUAUGGCGCAACAGCAACAAGUCUAUGAACAGUACCAAAAGUCUAUGUACACAAUGCAACACCGUCAGCACCAACAGCAGCAGCACCAACAGCAGCGACAACAACAACAUCAUCAUCUUCUUCAGCAGCAGCAGCAACCGAAAAGGCGAAGCGUUCCUCGACACUCGCAAACAGCUUCCAAGUCACAGCAGGCUUCGCAAAGAAACCAGUAUUUGGAGCAAGGAUCUAGGCUCGAGCCUCAAGUUCCUCCUCAACAAAAACAGCAUGUACAGGCACAACAGGUUCCGAGUUCGCAAGGCAUGUCUACAAUGGGACCCCGUGCGGGCUCUGGUUAUCAGCAACAAACCCCUCAUUUCGCGCAACCCUUGGGCGAAAUGGCGUCUGAUCUGGAUUUUGGUGGGAUAGCACCCGCGACCGCAUUUUCUGAUCAAACUCUGCAACAGCAGUAUAUGAAUAUGAUGAUGAUGCAGGGUGGCCAGAAUCAAAGUGGACUUCCGUUGGCAAAUGACGGGAGAACUGUAAACGGGGGAGAAAAAUUGGCCGAUGGGCUUGGGAAUGAAAUCUAUGGCUUCGGAAUGCCAACCCAAUCUGCUUCUUCUCCUAGAGGUGGUUAA